AACCUAUAUAAAGAGCUUAUGGCAUGUUAGCAGGAAAAAAUCCAUGUUACUUACAUUUCUUAAGCAUUAUAGUUUAUACGAAUACAUUCUAGUUUUCAGUCAAAAUGCCGAAAAAACGAUUCAAUUGGAAAUCUAGAGAGGUGAAUCAAAUAAUAAUAGAUGAUUCAGAAACGUCAAAGUUGAAUAUUGACUUAAAAGCCGAAGGACACUAUGAUGACGCAAAUAAAUUGUGUUUACCCUCACAAAAAAGAAAAACCAAAAUAAAGAAGCAAAAGGGUCCAACUGUUAUUUUAUCAAAAAAGAGAAGAAAGCAGUUAGAAAAAAUUGUCGAAAAAAAGAAGAAAAAAGAAAACAGAAAACAAAUUUUGGAAGAAUUACAGAAAUAUAGAAUACCUGAAGAAGAGCAGAAAAAGUUGGUCUCCUUGUCUUCAAUUCAAACUAAAGGAAUUAAACGCAUAUUUCUGGAGGAGAGAAAAGCAAAUGCUCCUCCGAAAAAACGGAAAUUUAAUAUAGACGAGGAGAAUUUAAGUGAUAAUACUGAAAAUACUAUUUCAUUAGAUACUCCUGCCGAAGAAACAACUAUCCCUAUAAAGAAAUAUGAUCCAAAUAAUGUUAAAUUAUCUGACUUUGAAUUGAAUGAUAUAGAAAUAGAAUCAAGUGAUGAUGAAAUAGAAAUAAAAGUUGAUGAAUCAGAAAUAAAGCAACCUAUAAUGGAAGAAAAAAUUGUUGAAUCACAAAUAAACCAACCUGUAAUAGAAAUAAAAGAUGACAAUACAGAGAAUUCUAAAUGUGAAAAGAGAAAUGAGAUCACUGUGAAGAAAGAGAGUAAACCUGCAGUAUUUGUGGACGUGAUCAGGGAUUCAAAAAUACAAAAACAAAGAAUGAAAUUGCCAAUUCUUGCAGAAGAACAACAUAUUAUGGAAGUAAUCAAUGCAAAUUCUAUUGUAAUAAUUUCUGGAGAGACAGGAAGUGGUAAAACUACACAAUUACCACAGUUCCUUUAUGAAGCAGGUUAUGCUCUUGAGAGACAGAUUGGAGUAACUGAACCAAGGAGAAUAGCUGCCAUCUCUAUGUCAGAGAGGGUGGCUAAGGAAAUGAGCUUGAGCUCUAGAGAAGUUUCUUUCCUAAUUAGAUUUCAGGGAAAUGUAACUGAAGAUACUAAGAUCAAGUUUAUGACGGAUGGUGUACUACUGAAGGAGAUACAAAGUGAUUUCUUGCUUAAUAAGUACAGUGUUAUCAUUCUAGAUGAGGCCCAUGAGAGGUCAUUGUAUACUGAUUUAUUAGUUGGUCUUCUGGCGUGGAUCAUCAAACUCCGAGAAAAACGUAAUAUUCCUUUGAAGCUUAUUGUUAUGUCUGCCACUCUCCGAAUACAGGACUUCACUGCCAAUCAAAGACUCUUUAAGACCCUUCCACCAGUGGUAAAUGUGGAGAGUCGUCAGUUCCCUGUAACUAUACAUUUCAACAGGCGCACCGAUGAUGAUUACUUAAAAGAGGCUUUCAGGAAGACGGUUAAGAUUCACUCCACAUUACCCGAAGGGGGAAUCCUGAUAUUUGUGACAGGACAGCAGGAGGUCUAUCAUCUAGUGAAAAAGCUGAAAAAGAAGUUUCCAUACUCGCAGUCGAAUAAAAAGGCAGUAAAGGCCAAAGUAGAGGAAGAAGAAGAUGACGAUUGUGAGGGAAAGAAAAAGGGUAAAAUCAACAGGAAAAAUAAAAUAAUCUUGCCGCGCAUCAAUUUGGACGACUACAGCUUGCCCAGAGAUGCAGAAGUUGUGUCCGAUGACGAAGAUGUUGAUGACGCCAUCGACGUUGAGUCAGAAGAUGAGACUACUACUGAUGAUGCUGUCUGCCAUGGGCAGCCGUUGUGGGUCCUGCCGCUUUUCUCCAACCUUCCUAUUCACAAACAGAACAAAAUCUUCCAGCCGGCACCGUCAGGCUGUAGGGUAUGUGUGAUCAGCACCAAUGUGGCAGAGACAAGUUUGACCAUUCCCGGUAUCAAGUACGUCGUGGAUACUGGAAAGACAAAAGCCAAGCUGUAUGACAAAGUCACAGGUGUGUCCACCUUUAGAAUUUGUUGGACGAGCAAAGCUUCGGCCGAUCAGAGAGCAGGAAGGGCAGGUAGGACUGGUCCAGGACAUUGCUACAGACUCUAUUCAAGCGCCGUUUUCAAUGAUACUUUCGUUGAUUUCGAGGAGCCAGAAAUCAAGAAGGUGCCCCUGGAUGACCUGGUACUUAGGAUGCGUAGCAUGCAGAUAACGAAUAUUCUAAACUUCCCAUUUCCUACCGCACCGGACCUUCUGCAGCUGAAAACCGCCGAAGCCAGGUUGAAGAUACUCGGCAUCUUAGACGAGGACGGUAAAAUUACCAAACUGGGAAAAAUAGUGUCAAAGUACCCACUGUCUCCAAGGUUUGGCAAGAUGGUAGCGCUCAGCUUUCAGCAAGAUAUCGUUGCCUAUACACUGAUCCUGGUGGCGGCGCUUUCUGUUCCUCAGCUUCUGCUUGAGGGAUCGAAGGAGGGCGAAGCUCAACGGUGGACAGCGACCCGGAUCAAGUGGGCGGGUUCAGGAAACUCUUAUUUGUUGGGUGACAACAUGGUAUUGAUGACCAGCGUCGGUACCGCAGAGGUGGCCAAUGCACAAGGAAAACUGGAUCUAUUCUGUCUCGAUCAUGGCAUUAGGCAUAAAGCUCUGACUGAAGUGCGCAAGUUAAGGAUACAAAUGACUAACGAAAUAAACACCAACAUCCCUGAAGCAGACUUGGUGGUAGACCCCAAACUGCCGCCUCCCACUGAUCAUCAAGCCAAGAUGCUGCGUCAGAUACUGCUGUUAGGUUUGGGAGAUCAGGUGGCCAGAAAGGUGACUCUUGAUGAGGUACCAACUGGAGAGAGCAAGUCCAAAUAUAAGUAUGCUUACAAAGUUGGUAGUAUGGAAGAUCUUGUGUUCUUGCAUAGAACCUGCAUAUUAAAGAGAACCCUACCUGAUUGGGUGAUAUAUCAAGAGUUAUAUGAAACAAAUAAGGUGUACAUGCGUGGUGUAACAGCUAUAGAAGUCGAAUGGUUACCUCUUUAUUACCCCAAUCUUUGUCAGCUGAAAAUUCCUGAUUCUGCAAGUUACGAUGAGGGUAAGGUUAUGUGUUGCGUAGACGGAACCUUUGGUAGUCAAGCGUGGCCUUUGAGACGUGUUAGAAUUGAGUUUCCUGAGACAGAGGAGGCAUAUAGAUGGUUUGCCAAAUUUUUACUGGAAGGAGAAGUGGUAGAGAAACUGAAAAAGUACACGUCUCAUCUGUUGAGUUCUCCUGCCAUAAUGAUAAAAAAAUAUGCGAAGUUGCAGCCAAGAACCAAUUCGUUAACUAAUGCAUUAAUUGAAAGGAAGGUUAGGAGAAAAGACACAUUGUUGGAAGUGUGGAAGGACAACUCUAGUUAUUUGUUGUCGGAGUUCUUACAAUGGGUUCCCCAAUCGUUACACGCCGACAUAACAAUUAUGUGGCCCCCUGUUGAGAAAUGUUCAACGUAAUUUGAAGUAAUUUAUUAUUUGUAAAUAUUUGUAAAUAUUAAAAAUAUUAUCUAAAUA
This is a messenger RNA of Harmonia axyridis, 3566 nucleotides long. It is a transcript of the gene kz, whose product is annotated as probable ATP-dependent RNA helicase kurz. The coding region runs from base 105 to 3509 and encodes 1134 amino acids. The record is from RefSeq and is a predicted model, not a curated record. Gene Ontology annotation, molecular function: ATP binding; RNA binding. The transcript has 9 exons. Gene Ontology annotation, cellular component: intracellular anatomical structure; nucleolus. Gene Ontology annotation, biological process: maturation of SSU-rRNA from tricistronic rRNA transcript (SSU-rRNA, 5.8S rRNA, LSU-rRNA). Lineage: Eukaryota; Metazoa; Arthropoda; Insecta; Coleoptera; Coccinellidae.